CAGGAUCUUAAACUAUCUACCUGAUCACCAAAGUUACACAAUGCUAUAUGUGCCGAGUCACACAAGAUCAACACCGUACUUCGUGGGUAUAUUUGCGGCGUAUGUUUACCGGUACUUGAAGCUUGAUAAACCAAAGUUUCGUUUUCCGUAUUCGAAAACUUUAAUAACGAUACUCAUUACAAUCUAUCCAUUGUUUCUAAUGACCAUCCAAGUGUUUUACAUCCACGAAUACAAUUUAUGGCUAAGCGUUUUAUAUACGUUUGUGUACCGAAUGUUGUUUGCUACUAUUGUCUCCAUGUUUAUAAUAAUAUCCGCCAUAAAUGGUUUUUUUAAAGGUUUGUGGUUACGUAUAUUUAUACCAUUAAGUAAAUUAACAUAUGGAGCUUAUUUGGGAGGGCUAUCAAUACAAUUACUACAAGUAGCAUCGAUGAGAUCACCAACAUACUUUAAUGAUAGCAUUUUGUUAUGGUUAGGAAUCGGAGAUACUGUGUUUGGAUUCAUACUUGCUUUUUUGUUGUAUACUUUAAUUGAAUCGCCAUUUGAUGUGCUAUUAAAAAAAUUGGUCAUCGUCAUCAGUCCAAAAAUAAUUUUUAAUAGUAAAACAAAGACAGAUUCUACAGUUCCCAGGAAGAUAACUCUUAGAACACUUCGGUCUAGAUAAUGAGAUGUAAUUUUAAUUACAUUAAUUAAGUCUCAAUUGAAGCCUCUCUUUCCUACCUAUAUUUUUAUUAUUUUUUCCAAAAUAAAUACUAUACUUAAUAUAUAUUAA
Molecule: messenger RNA, 769 nt
Organism: Diuraphis noxia (Russian wheat aphid)
Lineage: Eukaryota; Metazoa; Arthropoda; Insecta; Hemiptera; Aphididae
Product: nose resistant to fluoxetine protein 6-like
Molecular function (GO): acyltransferase activity, transferring groups other than amino-acyl groups
Source: RefSeq, a predicted model, not a curated record